Trichoderma reesei QM6a is the source of this 1890-nucleotide messenger RNA. RefSeq names its product ras small GTPase GEM1 (gene gem1). The transcript has 2 exons. The record is from RefSeq and is a predicted model, not a curated record. NCBI's taxonomy places the organism in Eukaryota, Fungi, Ascomycota, Sordariomycetes, Hypocreales, Hypocreaceae. The coding region runs from base 1 to 1890 and encodes 629 amino acids. Gene Ontology annotation, molecular function: calcium ion binding; GTP binding; GTPase activity. Gene Ontology annotation, cellular component: mitochondrial outer membrane. Gene Ontology annotation, biological process: regulation of mitochondrion organization; small GTPase-mediated signal transduction; mitochondrion organization.
AUGCCGACUGCAGUGCGGAUUUGCGUCUGCGGCGACGAGAGCACGGGCAAGUCGAGCCUGAUUGCGGCUCUCGUCAAGGACCAGUUCAUGACCACCAAGAUCCAGCCUGUCCUGCCCCAAAUCAGCAUCCCCCCGAGCAUUGGAACGCCGGAGAAUGUCACCACCACGAUUGUCGACACCUCGGCCCGACCCCAAGAUCGAGAGACCCUGCGCAAGGAGAUCCGGAAGUGCAACGUCAUCCUGCUCGUGUACGCCGACCACUACAGUUACGAACGCGUUGCGCUGUUCUGGAUGCCCUACUUCCGGUCGCUGGGCGUCAACGUUCCCGUCGUCUUAUGCGCAAACAAGUCGGAUCUCGUGGGCCAGGGCAGCACGUCGCAGGUGGUGGAGGAGGAGAUGAUGCCCGUCAUGGCCGAGUUUCGAGAGAUCGACUCGUGCAUCAGGACCAGCGCAAGGGAGCAUCGCAACGUCAACGAAGUCUUCUUCCUCUGCCAGAAGGCCGUCACCCACCCGAUUGCGCCCCUUUUCGACUACAAAGAAGGCCGCCUCAAGCCCUCCUGCGUCGACGCCCUGAAGCGCAUCUUCUACCUCUGCGACAAGAACCAAGAUGGCUAUCUCGAUAACCAAGAAAUGCGAGACUUUCAGUCCCGUUGCUUCGACAAGCCGCUCACAGACGAUGACCUCGACAACAUCAAGCUUUCCAUAUCAAAGUCAUUGCGGGGUGCAGUGGACCUAUCAAAGGGCAUCGACCUGAAAGGCUUCGUGCAGCUGAACAAGAUGUAUGCCGAGAAGGGCCGGCACGAAACCAUCUGGAUCAUCCUGCGCAAGUUUCAUCAUACUGACAGCCUGAGCCUCGAGGAAAACUUCCUCCAUCCAAAGUUCGAGGUGCCCGAGUUCUGCUCGGCCGAGCUCAGUCCCGCCGGAUAUCGGUUCUUUGUGGACUUGUUCUUGCUGUUCGACAAAGACAACGAUGGUGGUCUCAAUGACCAAGAGCUCGAGGCGCUCUUUGCCCCCACGCCAGGGCUGCCCCCCUCCUGGGCUGACUCUGCAUUUCCAUCUUCUACAGUUCGAAACGAAGGCGGUUACAUCACCUUGCAAGGCUGGCUAGCUCAGUGGAGCAUGACGACGUUCCUGGAACCCAAGACGACACUGGAGUACCUUGCCUACCUCGGCUUCGAGCCUCCCAAUCCAAAGGACCCCAUCACCUCCGCCCUCAAGAUCACAAAACCUCGCAAGAGGAGAAGACGACCCGGGCGCGUCGAGAGAAAUGUCUUCCACUGCUAUAUUCUCGGCGCGGCAGGAGCCGGCAAGUCUUCUCUGCUGGAUGCCUUCCUGAACCGUCCGUUUGACGAACUCUACCAUCCCACAAUCAAACCUCGGCGCGCGGUCAACAGCGUGGAGCUGCCUGGUGGAAAGCAGGUAUACCUCAUUUUCGAGGAGCUUGGAGAGCUGGAGCCUGCUAUUCUAGAGAACCAGGCCAAAUUGGAUGCUUGCGACCUUGUCUGCUACGCUUACGACUCGUCCGACCCCGACUCCUUUUCUCAUAUUGUCGACAUACGGAAAAAGUAUCCACAGCUGGAUCAGCUGCCAUCUGUUUACACUGCGCUCAAGGCAGACAAGGACAAGACCAUGCAGCGGAGCGAGCUGCAGCCGGACCAGUACACGGCGUCUCUGAACAUGAGUUCCCCGCUGCAUGUCAGCGUCACAUGGAACAGUAUCAGUGAGCUCUUCGUCGCCCUCGCCGAGGCGGCGGCGAACCCGAGCACUGCGUUUCCCAAGAGCGACGACGACACACCAGACAGGACGAGCCUGUACCUUACGCUAGGAGCAACGGCGUGCGCAGCAAUAGCGGCUGUCAUGAUAUGGAGGCGUUCGACGAACACCAUGUAG